Messenger RNA from Endocarpon pusillum Z07020, 4587 nucleotides. RefSeq lists its product as uncharacterized. NCBI's taxonomy places the organism in Eukaryota, Fungi, Ascomycota, Eurotiomycetes, Verrucariales, Verrucariaceae. The transcript has 6 exons. The record is from RefSeq and is a predicted model, not a curated record. Bases 1 to 4587 code for a protein of 1528 amino acids. Gene Ontology annotation, molecular function: ATP binding; nucleic acid binding.
AUGGCUCAUGACUCUGAUCUUUCUCGUUCUGGCUUCAUAUCCUCAGAUCACUCUACCAACAAUGGACAGUCUUGUGAUGACAUUCUUCCCCGUCCUCGGCUAACAGAAGACCCUCUGGAUGCAUUUGAUAAAGAACUCUUGGCGACUGGGCUGGCUCAGGACCGUCGUUGGCAAGCUUCACAAGGACUUGCCAGGCUAUCCCUACCACCAAAGUUGAUCACUACACCAAGGAACGUUAACGGCGCGCGAGCAGGGAUGAGAGAUGAAUUACAUACCACGCCCCAAGUCAAAGAUAUCUCCAGCUCCUCACCAGCUGGGAUCGCCUCCAGCCCUACUGUCGUCGCCCUGAGUCAGCGUCGACACUAUGGUCUAGAUCCAGUUUCGAACCUCGCCUCGGAGCACAAUCAUUCAUCCCCACUGGCACGAAAGGUUCCAGGUCCCUCAUCUACCCCUUUCCCAGCCGUAGAGAAACCGGCGUCUUCAUCAAGGAUUGAGCUGGGUCAUGCUCCUCCCGUCGUGCAGGGUAUACCCUUGAUCUCUGUAAAUGAUCUACCAGACCGAAUUCGUUCGCUGUUUCCUUUUCAACUGUUCAAUGCUAUACAAUCUAAGUGCUUUGCCACUGCAUUCAAGACGAAUGAAAAUCUGGUGCUUUCUGCUCCCACUGGGAGUGGCAAGACGGUUGUCAUGGAGCUAGCAAUAUGUUACCUGAUGAACUCCGUACACAGUCGAGAAUUCAAGAUCGUGUAUCAGGCUCCUACAAAGGCUCUUUGUGCGGAGCGAUAUAAUGACUGGCAGGCGAAAUUCGUUGCACUGGACCUGCAAUGUGCCGAGCUAACGGGGGACACCGAUGUCAAUCAAAUGAGUAACGUUCAAGCUGCCGACAUCAUCAUUACCACACCAGAGAAAUGGGAUAGCAUCACGAGGCGAUGGAAAGAUCACGCCAAGCUAAUGCGACUGGUCAAAUUGUUUCUUAUCGAUGAGGUCCAUAUUUUGAAAGAAUCUCGCGGUGCAACACUCGAAGCAGUGGUGUCACGCAUGAAAUCCACCGGGUCCAGCGUCCGCUUCGUUGCCCUCAGUGCUACCAUUCCCAAUUCUGAAGACGUUGCCACAUGGCUUGGCCGAGACUCUCUCCAUCCCGAUCUUCCAGCCCGCCGAGAAGUGUUCGACGAGGACUUUAGACCUGUUAAACUUUCCAAAGUUGUUUACGGAUACCCAGUCAAGUCGAAUAAUUUUGUAUUUGAUAGCAUUUUGGAGUCGAAACUGCCAGAGGUCAUUGCGAAACAUUCCCAAGGAAAGCCAAUCCUUAUCUUCUGUCCUUAUCGCAAGUCAUGUGUCAAGACAGCAAAGAGUCUGGCGCAACUGUGGACAUCAACCACCACUCAUAACCGUUUAUGGUCUGGUCCAUUACGGCCCCCUGGGAUCUUGGACAAUGACUUACGCCAAUUCGUUUCUGCCGGUGUUGCCUUUCACCACGCAGGCCUUGAUGCUUCUGAUCGUCGAGCCGUCGAGCAAGCUUUCCUGUCUCAUAACAUCAGCAUCAUCUGCUGCACAUCCACCCUGGCCAUUGGUGUCAAUCUUCCAUGUUAUCUUGUAGUGAUCAAGGGAACGGCGGGCUGGACCGACAAUGGUUCUCAGGAAUACGCUGAUUUGGAGAUGAUGCAGAUGCUUGGACGUGCUGGUCGACCGCAGUUCGAGCAGUCUGCUUGUGCAGUAAUAUUGACUCGCAGUGACCGCGUGGAUCACUAUAACAGACUGGUGUCUGGGCAAGAACCUCUCGAAAGCUGCUUGCACCUCAAUCUCAUUGAUCAUCUGAAUGCUGAGAUAGGGCUUGGAACUGUGUUUGAUCUCGCCUCCGCAAGAAGGUGGCUGGCCUCGACAUUCCUCUUUGUUCGCUUGAGCCGAAACACCAAUCAUUACAGAUUGAAGGAAGACAUCAAAAGCAGAGACAACGACGAACUACUGCAUGAAAUAUGUGCAAAAGACGUAGCAUUGUUACAAGGAGCAGAUCUGGUGUCCACGGAAGGCAAGCUCAACUGCACCGAAUUCGGUGAUGCGAUGGCUCGCUAUUAUGUGAAGUUCGACACUAUGAGGGUUUUCUUGUCGCUGGCGCCCAAAGCCAAACUCUCUGAGAUCAUGUCUGCGAUUGCACAAGCUGCCGAGUUUAAUGACAUACGUCUGAAGGCCGGAGAGAAAUCGCUUUACAAACACAUCAACAAGGAUGUAGGUAUCAAAUUCCCCAUCCAGGUAGACAUUGCAUUACCCGCCCACAAGGUCUCUUUACUUCUUCAAGCCGAGCUUGGGGCCAUGGACUUUCCGGCGUCUGAGCAACUUUCGAAACACAAGAGCCAGUUUCAGCAAGACAAAGCCAUGGUCUUCCAACAUGUCAGUCGCCUGGUUCGCUGCGUCACUGACUGCCAGCUCGCUCGCGGCGAUUCCGUGGCAGCUCGGCAUGCGCUUGAGCUUGCUCGUAGCUUUGCGGCACGCGUAUGGGACAGUUCACCCUUGCAAUUAAAACAGUUGGAGCAAGUUGGAAAUGUAGCAGUGAGGAAACUUGCAAAUGCCGGUAUCAACAGUAUUGAAGCACUGGAGAACACGGAAGCUCACCGAAUCGAGAGCGUCAUUGGCCGUGGUCCACCAUUUGGCAUGAAGCUGUUGUCGAAACUUGCACAGUUUCCCAAACUACGUGUAUUGGUCAAGAUGGCAGGCAAAGAGAUGAAGCCUCAAAGAUGCGUCAAAAUCAGGGUCAAGGCCGAGAUUGGGUUUGUGAAUGAGAAUGUUCCAGCCUUCUUUCGCAAGAAACUGAUCUACGUUUGCUUUCUUGCUGAGACAUCUGAUGGUCAGCUUAUCGACUUCCGACGUAUAGCAGCUUCGAAGUUGCAUAAUAGCCACGAAGUCUUCAUGACUACUGAGCUCACAAAACCUUCUCAAUACAUUUUAUGUCACGUCAUGUGUGAUGAGAUAGCCGGAACAUGUAGGUCUGCUGAGCUGAGACCUAAUCUUCCCGCAUGGUUAUUUCCAACAUCCAUGGAGCAAAAAGAAGGCGACAAGACGGAUGGGGCCGGAAAGGACGGACUAAACAGCAGACAAUAUCCCAGUGCAGGCGGCAAGCGCCAACGAUCUGAAGAUUUCAAUGAUAGCGGACUUGACGAUGGUGAUCUGCUGGCUGCCGAAAAUGUCGAAAUCAUGGACAUCGAUGCUUUCGAGGAUGAAUUGGCAUCUCUCCCCCCAAAAGACAGUACCCAACCCGUCAAGAAGCUUGCAAACUUCAAAAAGCAACGAACGGACAACAACGAUUGUGAGCCUCCACAACUGAAGAACGGGAAGUGGGCAUGUAAUCACAAAUGCAAGGACAAGGCCAGAUGCAAGCAUCUAUGUUGCAAGGACGGCCUUGAUAAGCCUCCAAAACCACCUAAAAAAUCCAGCUCCCUUACUGCCGAGGACCAUACUUCUAUUGCCUCUGUACUGGAUCUUGUGAACAACAAUUCCUCAGAGCAAUCUUCAUCGAGGUCCACAAGUGCUCAGGUUGAGCCCAAGCAGUCUUCGUAUAACGAAGGGAUUCAGAAAAGACGUCAUCCUACCCCGAGCGCAAAGAAAGUGGAAAAUCUUGUGAAACUCCACAAGAUGACUACUCCAGAUUUGCCGACUCAUAGACCAUCCACAACUCUCACAAACUCAAAGUUCAGCAAGGUGCAUGAGCAUCCGUACAUUGAUGCUGGAGGUAAACUCUCUAUUGAAAAUAUGAACGACCGUCCACCAAACCCAGACUGGGCCAAUGAAAUUGGUCCCGAAGAUUUUGAGGAUUUCGCACAACCGGUUGGGCCGCUUGAGAAGGAGCAUGAGCUGAACAGGUUUGGUGGAACGAGCAAGAACACCAGUGGCAAGGAUACUUUAUUCGACCUUGAUAGCGACGACUUGGAUUUUGAGGACGAGAACGACACUUUUUUGCUCGAGGCGAGCAUGGUUGGUUUGGACGACUCGUUGCAGCUCAAGAAUGACUCCGACUGCAGGCAAAACAGGAAGAAGCUCAUAUCGUCCAAUGCAUCUUUCUCGUCUAGUACUGUACAUGAAUCAAGCUCCUCAAGAGCCGAGCGACCAUCAGCCGACGAUCUCUUCGAUGGGGAUGAUGGUAUCUAUGGUUUCAAGCAAGAAAAUCUGGAUGCACUUGAUCCCUUGCCGUCUCGCUCACCCGGUGCUGGUCAAGAGCAACAUGUAUUUGAUCCGUCAAGCUACAACGAGCCUGUCACAAGUCCUUACAAGAAGCUCUUUUUUACGUCGCCAGAGCGUGCCAACGCUGCUCCUAUUGAUGCUCUUACCGAGGAGGAUAAAUCGCAAAAAGGCCAUGAUAGUCAUGAUUCUACCCCGGUUAUCCGUAUCCGUGAUUCGCAUGGGGAAAUUUCAAAUCCCACAGCCGCAAAGCCUACAUCUGACGAGGCCGGCCAGCAGGCCCGAACCAGGAGCGUCAAUGACGACAAUAUCGUGUCCCUGGAGAAGAAGAGUAGCGAGGAGGAGCAGAAACAGAAACUGCUGGAUCAGGGGAUUGAUCCUUCGUUCUACGACGAGUUCAAGGACUAUGUGGAAUUCAUCUGA